CUAGGUAGGCAGCUCGCAGUGUUUUGAAACGCAGCCGGUGUUUGAGCAUGUGCCGUUGCUGCUGCAGUGGAGUAAAAUAUGUCAGUUAUCACCGGACAGCAGCGAGAGGACAGAGAGAGCCGGCUACAGAUGCACUCUGAGAGUCAACCGGUACAAUUUUCUGUUUAAUUCUCAUGUUUAACAUCAAAAAUGAGGCCCGGCUCUUCUACAUCUACAGCGGCGGAAGAAUAAUAAGUACAUGAGUACCUCAUCAGCACUGGCAUUGGCAGCAAAGCUCAGAAGUACCGCUCUUCUUGGACUCUGACAGACGGUGUGGAGUGUGGACCGUAAGACUGCCAGACAGCAGCCUGUUAACUCCACACACCAAGCUAAAAGGAAGAUGGUCAUCAUGGCAACCACAGUGACCCCUGAGCCCCUUACAGCCCUCUCUCGGUGGUACCUGUACGCCAUCCACGGUUACUUCUGUGAAGUCAUGUUCACGGCCGCCUGGGAGUUUGUGGUGAACUGCAACUGGAAGUUUCCCGGCGUGACGAGUGUAUGGGCGCUCUUCAUCUACGGAACUUGCAUCUUGAUCGUAGAGCGCAUGUACCUGUGUCUGCGAGACCGCUGCAAUGUUCUGCUCCGCUGCAUCAUUUACACAUUAUGGACAUACCUGUGGGAGUUUGGCACGGGGUUGCUGCUACGGCAGUUCAACGCCUGUCCGUGGGACUACUCCGAGUUUAAAUAUAACUUCAUGGGCCUGAUCACAGCAGAGUACGCUGUGCCUUGGUUCUGCGCCUCCUUUAUCGUAGAGCGCCUAGUGAUUCGCAACACGCUCCGGUUGCGAUUCGACGAGGCUGCAGAUCCAGGCCAGGCUGAAGAACGGUCGGACAGAGGCGGUGGAGGACGAGGAGGCGGAGGGCGAAGAGCACGAGGGGCCAGAGCAGGGCCCUCUAGCGCAAACGGCUACGUGAAGGUGGAUUGAAGAUGCUGUCAACACCUUUCCCCAUCUCAAAGCUCCCGUCACCCAUGACUCUAUCCGCACAUCUCUCAGUCUCUCUCCCAACGGCUUCCAGGGAAAGAGUCGCUCGGACACAGCUGGUGCAGCUCCAGCUGUGUGGAAAUUUAUGAUUUAUCGUCCAGCUUGCGUUCUUCGCUCAUGUGGAGGGACGUUCAUUUGCCACCUCAGCGCUCAACGAUUACUGCCCUCGCUUGGGGCGAGUAGCCGUUAAGUUCAAGGUUUGUCAGUAGGAGUGGUGCCUGAUGGCAAAAUGAGAAUUAACCCUCCACCUCUACCACCACACUGUACCUCCCAAACCAGUCCAUCCACUCCAACACUCUGGGAGGGGACAAGUUGACUUGUGUUCCCUCGUCCAAAAGAAACAGGAACGCAAACACAUCAUGAAAAGAUAUAUAUCAAAUGCUUUUCAAAAAGCAAUUCCUUUUAGAAUAUAAACAGUGUCCAUGAUGUAUAUGUAGUAGCAAAGCAAAUAACUGUUAGGAUAGCUUACAUUUUGAAUGUUAGUUUGUCUUAUUUAUUAAUAUCUAAAAUGUAGUAUGGAAAUGUCAUGAUAAUAUAUUAAAAAUGUAUUAUGUAUAUAUUCUGUAUAACCUAAAGCAAUGCCUUGUACUUGAAUUUGGUGUUUUUUUACAAUCUUCAGAAAAAAAAAUCAGUGCUUGAACAUGCAUGAAAGUUGUCUUCCAGGAGAUUUUUUUUCUUUUUUUUUUU
Molecule: messenger RNA, 1708 nt
Organism: Labeo rohita (rohu)
Lineage: Eukaryota; Metazoa; Chordata; Actinopteri; Cypriniformes; Cyprinidae
Gene: tmem229b
Product: transmembrane protein 229B
Exons: 3
Coding region: 380-964 (194 amino acids)
Source: RefSeq, a predicted model, not a curated record